Molecule: messenger RNA, 513 nt
Organism: Cooperia oncophora
Lineage: Eukaryota; Metazoa; Nematoda; Chromadorea; Rhabditida; Trichostrongylidae
Source: the annotation of a GenBank genome assembly
AUGCUGCGAGACGACCAACGCGGAUGGGCGUGGACACGAGCAUUACUUGGUGUGGCUGCAGACGAAGUGCAUCUCUGCGGCGAAUCGGCAGCCAUCAACAUAGUAAAGAAGCUACUUGAGCCCAUUGGAGAGCACGUUGAGGUACGGUAUUAUGAGAGGAAGACAUCAUUGACGAUAGCGAAUCAGGGACUAGGAUCACUGGAUAACGUACAACCUGGUGACUGCAUAGUAUGCUUCAGCCGUAAGGCGAUUUACAGCAUCACGAAAAACCUUGAAAAAUUGGGUGUGAAACCUGCUGUUAUUUAUGGAGAUUUGCCGCCUGGCACUAAACUUGCUCAAGCAGCAAAGUUCAACGACCCCAGUGAUCCAUGCAGUGUUUUGGUGGCCACUGACGCGAUUGGGAUGGGUCUCAAUCUGAAUAUCCGUCGAAUAAUCCUGUCAUCAUGUACCAGACAGGGCGAGCUACUGCCCAAUUACGCCGCUCUUCAGAUUGUUGGAAGAGCUGGACGGUAA